AUGCCAACACCAACAAUACUGAUCGUCGGCGCUGGCCCCGUCGGCCUGACAGCAGCCCUCAGCCUGCACCGAAGCGGUGUCCCAGCCCGCGACAUCCUGGUUGCUGACCAAAGACCUGCACACGAUCCAACGAGGACAUGGUCCAAGGCCAUCAGCAUGAGCGCGAGCACCCUCGAGGUCUUCCGCAUCUUGGGCAUUGCCGAGCGCUUCAUCGAAGUUGGCAGGCCCCUGUACACGAACCACUUCGGGGGCGGGCUCCGGCUUCUUGACCUGAACUACGAGGUCAUUGGCACCAAGUACCCGUUCAACAUGGGAAUCCCCCAGCUCCGAACGGAGGCGUUAUUGUUGCAGAGGUGUGAGGAAGUUGGUAUAAGAUUCUCCUGGGCCCGGCGAUUCACCAACUUUAGUCAGACCGAAUCAGGCGUCUCGGCCACUUUCCAAAAGUCAGACUUGCCUGACAGCGCAGCGGAUGACCACGUCGAAAUCAUAGAAGGCUCGUGGCUAAUAGGGUGCGACAGCACUCACAGCGCUGUCCGGGAAGCAGCCGGGAUCCCGUUUGAGGGGACCCCAACGACACGGUACACCUGGCUCGCCGACGGGUAUUGCGACGUAGACACGCCCGGCAUGCUUACCGUCAGGGACAAAGAAGGCAAAUCCUUGGUCAUAGCCUCGGGCGAUGGCCCGACCGGCCGCCGGUUCAUCGGAAACACCCCUCUGGUCCAGAUUACCCCAGGCGAGCAUCCUACUGCCCCAAGCGAGAGCGAAGUCCGUGAAUGGGCAGUGAGGGUGUUCAGAAGUCACUUCAACUUCCACGGAAUGACGUGGUCGUCCGUCGUCGGGAACGCGAUGCGGCUCGCCGAGAGCUUUCGGUCCGGCCGUGUGUUCAUUGCGGGUGAUGCUGCGCAUCAAAUCUUCCCGUCUGGGGGCCAGGGGAUGAACACCGGUCUCGUCGAUGCGACCAAUCUGGCCUGGAAGCUUGCAGCGGUGGUUACAGGUCAAAUUGGGCCAGACCCGAGAGUGAUCGAGCGAGUGCUGGACAGCUACACGACGGAGCGACGAGCAUUAGCCGAGGCCGUGAGCCAGAACGCCCGGAUGCAAAUGCAAGUCCUAUUCGAGUAUACGGAGGACGAGAGGGCCGUCUCUGCGUUCAUAAACGAGGCGCUCGGUGAGCCAUCAUUGAACAAAAGGUGGGCCCAGCGGUUUACGGGGUUCGGGGACCCGGUCGAGCCAUACCAGCUUGCGUUUGAUGGCAGGACGAGCGACAGCCUCGUCGGGACUCGAAUCACACACAUCGCGGACGACAAUGACCAUGCCCUUCUUGAGGCUACCCUAAAAGGUAUUUUUGUCCUAGCUGCGGUAGGCGGGUCGGAUCGCGAGGCCGGCGAUUUCGGGAAGUUCAAAGACCUCGUCAAGACAGGCAAGCAUGAAGGGCUGGUCCAUGUGCUCGAGGCACCAGUGAAAGGCUUGGCAGAGAAGUGGAAACAAGUGAAAGCGAUGCUGAUCCGACCAGACUUUCGUGUGGCAUGGGUAGCGAGAGAUGAUGACGAUACCGACGUGAGCCAAGCCGGCUUGGCAAAGGUUCUAGAAUGGUGGCUUGGCUAG
Molecule: messenger RNA, 1602 nt
Organism: Diaporthe citri
Lineage: Eukaryota; Fungi; Ascomycota; Sordariomycetes; Diaporthales; Diaporthaceae
Exons: 1
Coding region: 1-1602 (533 amino acids)
Molecular function (GO): FAD binding
Source: RefSeq, a predicted model, not a curated record